Messenger RNA from Saprolegnia diclina VS20, 3621 nucleotides. RefSeq lists its product as hypothetical. NCBI's taxonomy places the organism in Eukaryota, Oomycota, Saprolegniomycetes, Saprolegniales, Saprolegniaceae. The record is from RefSeq and is a predicted model, not a curated record. The transcript has a single exon. Gene Ontology annotation, cellular component: transcription factor TFIID complex. Gene Ontology annotation, molecular function: histone acetyltransferase activity; RNA polymerase II general transcription initiation factor binding; TBP-class protein binding. Gene Ontology annotation, biological process: RNA polymerase II preinitiation complex assembly; transcription by RNA polymerase II. The coding region runs from base 1 to 3579 and encodes 1192 amino acids.
AUGAGCAGAGGCAAGAUGCAGCGACCGACGGCGGUGGCCACGCCGCCGAUGGACUGCGCGAUCGACGACCUGGGCCAGCUGAGCUUCAUGCAACUCUAUGCCAAGCAGAGCCUGGACGUCCGUGGCGUUCUGCGGCAGCUCGUCCAGGACCUCGACGAGACUGCCCCGUUCGCCGACGAUGGCAGCGACGACAGUCUGCGCUGCAUGCAGGACGACAUAGACCUGCUCCAGCAGUCGUCUUCGGUGCCAUCGCACGCGAGCAUGACGCAAAACCGGGUGGGCAAGCCGAUGCGUCGGUUUCCAUCGGCUGUGCCGCCGGGCGCGCCCCGCACCGUACUGCAGCUACCGGACGCACUGUACCUUCCCGUCGAGCAGCUCGACUGGGAACAGGAUAUUGUAUGGGGCGACGCGCCUUGCUUGGGAUCAGCGUCUGUCAUGACAUUGGAGGAGAACACGACGCAGCGCCCAAAGGUCGCGAGCCGGGUGUGCACACGACCGCCCACCGCCAUGCUUCACGACAUAGAUAGCAGGCGGAGCUGUACUACAUCGCAGUCGCUAGAAGCAGCGCAAAAAGUACUGUUUGACAUGACUCUUCCGCGCACCUAUCGCUGGGAAGCCCCGUCCUCUCUCGGACAGAGCACGCGUCAAGAGCUCGCACCGACGCUCACGUGUCCUCUGAACCCGUCGUUGGACGACGGCGCGUGGCUCAACGCUGUCGCGUGGGACUGCUGCCUCGACAUGCCACCGUCCCAGGUCGUCCUCGACGCGAAUGACACGCAGAUUGUGCUCUCGUCCUCGGCGGCGGAGCGCAUCCCGUUGCUGAUUCCGAGUUGUCCGGUCAGUAUCUUUGAGAAACGCCGGGAGGCGAGUCGGGUCGAAGAGGCAAAGAAGGGGCGGCUUCAAGUGGCGACCGACACGUUGGCUCUGGACGACGCGACGGCCGCUGUCGCCGACACCGAGCGAACGACGCACCGCAGAGACACGCGCCGUCGUCACCACAUGGCGAGUGUGCACCACUCGGUUCCGGCGACGCAGCUCACGUGGGCGACGCCCGAGCUCUCGCCGCAGCAGCUCCGUGACCUGCACCGGCCGCGCGGCAAGUUUUGCAGUGACGAGCGCCUCGUCAUCGCCCCCGCACGAGACGCGGCGGCGGCAUUUGUCAAUACAGAAGCCACGCACGUGAUGACGGCCUCCGACUUGAGCUCGACAGGCGGCGGAAAGCUCAUUCUUCUCGAGUACGUCGAGCAGCACCCGCCGGUGCUGUCGCAUCCAGGCAUGGCAUCGCGCCUCUUGCACUUCUGGCGUCCGUCCAGCGAGACGACCGCGCCGCCGAGCGUCGACCUGGGCGAGAUCGUGACGCUGGGCGAAAACGACGAUACGCCGUUCCUUGGCGACGUGCCUGCUGGCACCUUGGUCUCGUCGCUGCACUCGAACCUCGCCAAGAUCCCGAUCUUCCAGCACACGCCGCGCGCGUUGAUGCUCGAGGCCACCACCGAGUUUGAGUAUUUUCUCCUCGUGCGCACUGCCUCGAGAAAGCGCGGUGCUUCCGCCUUGUCGCUUCUGGAGCUGCCGCCAGUGUUUGUCGCUGGCCAGGUCGAGCCGCAGAUGGAGGUACCGGCACCCGGCUCGCGCGCCGCCAACAGCUUUAUCAAGCCAUACAUGUCCCUGCACGUCCUUCGCCUCUUCCAGGCGACUGGCAACAACGAGCGCAUUUUCAUGGACGCUGUCCAGCGCCUCUUUCCGAGCCAGUCGAUCACGGCCGUCCGCAAAUGCCUCAAGGAACUCGCCACGUUCGAGCGCGAAGCGGGCGGGUGGGCGCCAAAGGCAGCCCACGAACGCGUUACUGACGAAGCGGUCCUUGCCACGCUGACGCCCGAGGCUGUCUGUCUCUACGAAAGCCACUUGCGCGGCCACCGCCAGCUUCAAGACAUGGGUCUCUCUCAGCUAACGAGCUCGGUGGACGUUGCGAAAGCGAUCGAGCAGCUCACCAAGCGCCUGAAGAGCCGUCAGACGCAGCUACAGACACGGGUGCUGUCCCCCCACGGCUUUUCCAAGCGAGAGUUUGCGCGACAAGCCAAAGCGCUGUGGGCGCUCGACCCCGAGGUUGGGAGACCUAUGCACGAUAUUCAGAUUGCGCGGUCAAUCGCGCUGCAGCUCGAGCGCACGCCGUGGCAGUGGACGCGCAACUAUGUCGAGUGCCACGUGCAAGGAAAAGGCAUGCUCAAGCUCACAGGCGAUGGCGACCCGUCGGCUUGUGGUGAGGGCUUUAGCUUUCUUCGCGCCGCGGCGACCCGCGCAAGUGGCGCUCUCUCGGCAUCGACGGCGCUGCUCUCGGGCACAUCGGCGGAUCUGCGCAAGCUCACGAUGAAGCAAGCAGGUGUUGUGCUCAAAGUGCUGGGAAUGGACGAGGAAGCGAUUCGGAAACUACCGCGCUGGGACCGCGUCGCGAUGAUCCGGACGCUCAGCGUCAAAGGCUCGCAGCGCGGCGAAGUUGGCCUCGACAAAUUUGUUCGUGGCAGCCGCAAGUCGCUCCACGCGCAGCACCAAGCGUACUUGACGCAGUGCGACUUGCGCUACCGUGCGCAGAUCGACGCGCUCGCAAGUGACCGCAUUGUGGAUGAUGACGAGGACGAUGAAAGUGAGGAUGAUGAUGUCGGCGACCUCGAGCACGAUGUGUUUGGCGCCAACGGAGACGACCUCAUGGCCGCACGCUCGGCAACGGGUCUUCACAACCUCUUUGCCAAAGACGGCCCCCGAUCGCAGCGCUCGACGUUGGUCCUGCAAGCGCGCGACGAUGCCGCCGAGCUCGAGAACCUCAAGCGCGACAUGGCCGACACGUCGGGUGGGAGCCGCACCCCGCUCUUUGCAACGCCGUUGACGCAGGUCGCAUCGAUGGCGAGUGCCACGCGGCCAGCACGCCGCCAAGCGAUCAAGCGUGUCACACGCACCGUGCACGAGGAUGGCAGCGAGACGGUCAAGAUCGCGUUUAUCGUCGACCCAAUUGCAGUGCAGCUGUACACGGCCAACAUUAAGAAGGAUCACGCCGCCAAAGGCAGUCGCAGCACCGACAAGAACCCCCAUGCAGCGUUGGGCAGCAGCCCUAGCAGCGCCUCUACCACUCCAACGCACCCUACCAAGAAACCGAAGCGCCGACACGAGGUCUCGGCAUCACUGGACGAGCACGGGGCCAGGAAGCGACCCAAGCGGAGCCUCUCGCGCCUGCCGAUCGCACGCCUCAACGCGCUCUUGGAGCGUGUAUUUUUCCAGCUGCUUGCGAUGCCUGAGAGCGCUCACCUUUGCGACAACAAGCAGAUGAAAGACGGCAAAGGGAUGGACCUCCAGCGCAUGCGCGGCAAGCUGAGCGAUCUCGCGUACGACUCGGUGCAGUCGUUUGGGGACGACGUUGCGCUCAUGGCCACGAGCACCGUUCUUCUCCAAGGCGACACGAGCAAUGUCGCAGGCACCGUCAGCCACGUCGUCGCAAAGGUCACCGCGGCGCUCCAGGACCUCGACGACGCGCUCCGCCCCCUCGAGCAGCAAUUGCGCGCAAGUCGUCCCCCGACCUCUGAGUCGUAUUAAGAUAACAAGCAUAGCUCUAGUAUAGAUUCUUAUAUUCUGUUA